UCGGACUUUAAACUCCCGAUCAGUUUAUUUUUAUCCACGUCCUUUCGAAAAUCUUAAUCCUUGUUGAUCAAUAGUAGCAAAAAAAAUUUUUUCAAAAAAAAAAUGCUAAACGAAAAAGAAAAAUCAAAUGAUUAUAACGAUUGGUUAAAAAACUCAAUCAAAGAUGAAUAUUUGAGUUAUUAUGAGCAUUCUAAUUUUAAAAUAACGAAAUCGAUAGGGUCUGGCCAUUUUGGAAAAGUUCUUUGCGCCAAUUUGAAAAAUACCGAUACCAUUUUCGCUUUGAAAUCAUUUAAUACUGAAUUUUCUCUUAAAGAUAUCGUCAAUGAGAUAAAAUUACAUAAACAUGUCGACUUUCACCAAAAUAUUUUGCGAUUUCAUGGUAUCACAUGGAUGGAAUCCGAAACAUUUCAACGAUCAUACUCGUUGGUUUUGCAAUACGCCGAUAGUGGCACGUUAGAAACUUAUUUAACGGAACACUUUAAUGAACUUGGUUGGAAUGAUAAACAUCAAUUAGCGUUUCAACUAGCAAGUGCCGUUGAAUGUAUACACAAUUUAGAUAUUAUUCAUUGUGAUCUGGUAUGUAAUUAUAACAUUAAUAUUAAUUUACUAUCUAUCUUAUUAUAUGUCAGCUCUCGAUAUAAUAAACCUCUAGAUUUCACCUUAAAUUCGUCGGUUAUAACGAUAAGAUUAUAGCAAAGAAUUUAAUAUGAGGGAUAUUUAACGUAUUUGAUUGGUUAAAUGACACGUGAUGGGAAAUUCGCUAUCGGGGAGCAGACUGCGGAAAAAAAAAAUUUUUUCUAAAUUCCUAAACAUUUUUUUUUCUUUUUUUAGCAUGCCAAUAACGUACUUGUACAUCAAAAAAAUAUUAAG
This is a messenger RNA of Rhizophagus irregularis DAOM 181602=DAOM 197198, 870 nucleotides long. The record is from RefSeq and is a predicted model, not a curated record. NCBI's taxonomy places the organism in Eukaryota, Fungi, Glomeromycota, Glomeromycetes, Glomerales, Glomeraceae.